AUGAUCUCCAUGCAACGCUCUCUCUCUUCGCCAGUCCGCAUUCACUCCUCCCCGCCCGUAUCACCCACCGAGGCCACCACGCACGACUCGAGAUCUCCCACCCCGUCCCCCGAUGACUAUGUCGCCAUUGCCCUCCCACGUCGAUACCGAUCUCGUAGCCCGAACCACAAGCUGGAUCUGAACCAGACUCUGCCGGUGCGCCGCAGCGAGGAUGCUUCCUCCAGGACGGGUAACCAACACCAGCAGCCUUCCAACAUGACCUCCUCCUCCUCCUCCUCCCGGAAGCCGGUUGUGGCACAACCAACUCCUCCUACCCACGGCCACUCCAGGCACAACUCUGGGAAGCUAUCGGCCUCUGGUAUCCAAUCCCAACUGGCGAACGACAAGGCCUCGACCACCUUCCCUCAGCCUCUCCUGCAGGACAUCUCCCUCUAUACAAACUCCCACCUGAUCCCCGAUAAUGACAAUACGAGCCUGGAGGAGCUUGCGCAUCUUGUGCGCCUCUCCAAGUACCAGGAGCGCAAGCGUGCUAACAACCGGAUCCGAUUGCAGAGGACACUAAUCUCUACAGCCCUCAGCGCUCGACUCACGCGCGCCGGAGAGGUUGCCCAUCGAAACCUCGUGGAUACUUUUCGCCGGGACGAGAAGGACAAUUUCGCUGCUCUGUAUAAUGCCAUCCAUGAUGUACGAAAAAGCUGUGAUGAACUACGCCGAUAUGCCCUUCUGGAGUCGGAUAUGGAAUCUCUGGCCUCGCACGAUCUUGCAUCUCCCGAAGCCCAAGCCACCGCCUCACUCGCAUUUGGCCCUUCCCUCUCAGUGAACUCGUUCUUGCACGACAUAUCUGCAGAUGCCAGGGUAACUUUCCUUGAUUUUCUGACCCAGCUUCGGACUAACCCAGACUACUUGGCCACAAGAAUAUGUGCCCUGACGAGUUCGGAGCUGAACGCCUUUCUUACUUAUCAUAAAGGUUUAGAGCCCGUGGAAUCUGUCCUUCCGUUCCACGGCCGGUCAGCAGCAAGAUCACACGCGAGUGCGUCUGUGAAGGGAGGUGCCAAUGGCGACAUCGAGCGACUCUUGUCCUUCCAACGACACGACCCGCUAUCCAUCCUAAUCCAUGCUUGUUUUGCCAACUCGGCUGGUCCGGACAGUUCUGAGGACCAACGACGUACUGAUAUUUGGGCGACAGCACUGGCAAGGUUAAUAGCCGAACCAAAGUCCACCGGCGAGCAUUUCAUCAUAUCUGUUUUGAAUAUUUGGACUGCCAUGCGGGACUGGUCCGGCAAAUCAAAUAUGGAAUGGUAUCUAAUGAAGAUUCUCAAAGACGGUGCGUUCCUCCUGGAACGAGCCGAGGAUCAGCAUGGUACCCGAUUCAAUCUUUCCGACUGGAACCACUCCGACGAAGUUGCCGCCAAGGAAUUCUAUAACAAUGCGGUCGACGAUUUGUUUGAAAUGAUCGACGACGACGACGCCACCGGUAUCCCCGAAGGCCUUCUCGAGCUAGGAAACGCAAUCCUCAAAAGGCUGGACCGUAAACUGGUCGAAAACACUUCUAGAUGGCUGGUAUGGAGGUGCCUCUUUUUCGUCUUUCUGCUGGGCGUCAUCAUUCACCCUGAAUCGUAUGGCAUGCUUGUGGACUACCACAUCACUCCAUAUGCCCGAGAGAAGAUCUUGAAAAAGGUUGCCUUGAAGGCUCAUGAAUAUGUCUCUAGUAUGUGGAGCGGUAAGCCUUCAGCAACAUGCGUCCCUGUGGAGGUCCCUCCAAAGAUCAAGGGCCAUGUGGAAAGCAUCUUGGCGAGAUUCCAAGGGUCGCGGUCCAAGGUCCCUGCGGCCAAGCUCCUGCCAGCGAGAUCAAUCACCUCCCUGAGGGAGACCGUGGAAGUACACCCGUACUUGGUCAUCAGCCCUGCGGAUUUGCUCUCUCUGGUGAACGCACUGUUCCCAGAGCGUAGACCCUUAUCUGCCGCCUCUAGCACAUUCAGAUCUGGCCCAGCGUCCAUUUCAGGAAUGUCAGCCAUCUCGCAGCCAAUACCUUUCUCGCAACCCAAGAGCUUCGACACAGUGUCCAUUAUCAGCACCAGUGCCUCUUCUGUUUUGAGCGACACAACGACGUCGCCCGAUGGCUUUAUGGAUGAUGGAGCGUCAACAACUCCUCAGCGUUACUCGCCCCCAAUGGACUCCGAGGCACAGAGGCGCCUGAGCAAGUACGAGGACGACGGUUACAGACUUCGUCUUGCUCUGCACGAAAUGACCCAAACCCUCGGGCCUGAAGUUAUGCGGGGUUCUUGUCAUCCAUGCGCUGAGCGCUGGAUGGUUCUUUUCAUCUCCACCGACGGUAAAAGCUUAUCAACUCAUAUGACCUAUGAUCCCGACGAAGAGUUUGACGAGGAGGAAAACUCCUCCAGCACCGAUACUGACGAGGAUGAGGCGAAUAGCGGCCCCCCUCUAGACAAGGAUUACCACCAACUCCGUGAUUCCAUUCUUCGCCUGGUGCAAGACUACGAGAUCCCGAGGAGCCUUGAGCCUGAGGGAACCGCGCAGUUGAGCAAUCGCGCAUCGGGCUUGAAAAAGUACCGGUCAAGGAACAAAGUCAUCAUGACUGAAAGUUCAAUGGCCAGCCGCAAUCCCUACAGAAGGCACGCUAACGCGGAGACCUCAUCUCUCGCCUCAUCGGCAAGGCGUGACUCCAAGGUGUCCGACGCGGGUGAAGCAGAUGACGGUCCAGAGCCAGUCCUCAUCACUAUGCUCAAAGCAGCUUCUUCACAAUCCAAAGCACAGGCUGACUUCGUGUCUUCUCAUGUGUACUGGAAGACGUUGAAGCAGCUCAAUGCUCUCACGUCGCCUUCGCUUCGUCAGAACGGAUUCGCUGCUCUAAUCAAUAUCUUCUCUCGUGGUCCUCGUGACACGAUUCGCAGAUCCGCUGCGGCUAUCGAGGACUACGAUGCUUGGCUCAUCUGGCUGAAACAGAGUCAGGAGCGUCACGAAGGCCUGAUCGAGCGGAUGAUGAAGCGAGUAAGAGCAGUUCGGGACAAGAUGUGGUACGUGACUGAUGUGCGCAACUCUAAGGAAUUCGCACACAGCCGCGACAUCUGCCAAGCAUUAAAAACAAUGGGGAUUUCUCGUCAUUCAAGCUCAUUCUUGCGGUCACGAGCGAAGAUGGCCCGCGGGCAAGGUCCUUCUUAUUUAUAUCGUACCGAGUCCCAAAUCAUGGAUCUUCUCGCAGCUUCGGAAGAGCAGGGAGGACCAAAUAAGCUAAGCGAUGAUCAGGCUGAGUUGACAACGGCUUGGUUAAAGCAAUAUGGCAUGGAGAACUUCUGCCAAGGCGAGGAGAGAAUACAUCGUUUCUGCUGUGAGGUGGAUCGGUGCAUUUCCAAGCUUGUUGGAGAAACGCUUCGCGAAGCUCCAGUUCUAUGGUCUAGCGAGCUCUACAAGAGGGACAAGCUCGUUUACGAUAGACUCAGGGCUCGAGAACGUGAGCAGUCCUGGUCCGCUGAUGACAACGCAAGUAUUAUCAGUGAUGGAGAUCGAAGAUUCGGCUCAUCCUCAAGCCGCCCAGGCUCCAUCAACCGAGAUCUUCGCAGCGGGUCUGCCCCCAGCCAGCACUCUUUUGACUCCUCAAGACACGGCUCUCAUCGGGGGAGUGCACCAUUGUCAGAUAUGAUGGAAGGGCACGAGUACUUUGACAGAGGCUCUCCGGUGAAUAACAUGGAUUCAUCGAGUACUUUCUGGACCCCCUUUCAACCAGCAAUGUCUCCGAGCUCAGGAAUAUCACGAGCAUAUUCACCAACUACAAGUUUGACGAACCUUUCAACAACUUUUUCUGGGCCUAACCAUGGCUUGCUUCCUUCAAAUUCAAGCUUUUCUACAGGGAGGCCAGGGACUUCGGCUUCGUCGAAUGAGACGGUCUUUCAACACCGUGCUGAGGAUGAGAAGACUCGGUUUCUCAAUGAGCUCAAGCAGUCGUUGAUUAGCCUAUUACUAUCCGACCUUGGCAGCCAGGUUUUGGCGCAUGGUUGUGAGACCGACGUGUGGUUCAACCAAAUUGGACAACAAUGCAUCGAACGCAAGAACGCCCUGGAUCGACGUGCUCGCCGGAACAAAGAAAAGUCACACCGGAACCUAGCACGUCCUAGGGUCAUUGAGAAGAAGAAGAGCUUUGGGAACCUACGCGUUGCUGGCGAUACGUCCUCUGAUCGGGCAUCUGAUAUUGCGGAUGAUCGCUCUCUGCCAGGCAAUGAGACACCAACGGCUUCGAGUGAAGCGGGCGCCCGUAGCAACUCCUCCCAGAAAGACGAGGAUGGGGCAUUUCCAUUCCGAAAGUCGUAUCAACGAUUGCUUAAUAUGUUCUCCGUCCAUCCAAACCCCUAUGCCAAGUUGAAUGCCCUGAAUGAACUGGAGAGCCUAAUAAUCGCUUCACUGCAAUCAAAUGGCAACAAGAGGCCUCGGUGGAAUAGGUCUGAUGCUGGCUCCAGUGUUGUGGAGGAGCACGGACGGGACUACAAACCAACGCUGCUCGAAGGUACCAUUGGCAAUGUCAGGGAGCGGCGAUCACAGGCCUUGCAGCAUUCCUCCCUAGCUUCGAAUGGGCUGGGUAGUCAAGGCCGGCAAAAUGGAUCCGACAUAAGAUCCAUCGGUUCGACUGGUGCCGGUUACACAGAUUUGAUUACCAGCGAACUACAAAUUCUGUUCCGCGAUUCAUCCAUCCGGCCACAGUCACUAUUCCGCGACCUACAGCUCAUUGCUUCAUUCGUGACUCCAUCUGUUCUCGACAAGCCGGACCGCGGAAAAGCUUUCUGGAACACCGGCCUGGCCGCCUUAAAGAUCAAGUCCGAGGUGUGCAGGACAAUGGUGGAAAUGGCAGACGAGAUUGUGGCUGCACACACGAAUGUCCGCAAGACGGUGAAUGAAGCUACGGUUGAUGUUAUGCCAUCUUCGACAGGCACACCGCCCCCUCCCUCUACGGCAUACAAGCUUGAAGAUGCUGGCAAAAUGUACGCCAUCACAGCCAAGGAGGGCUACCCCACCGCUCAAAGAGAGCUGGCCCUGUUCUAUCUCUCAAACCCAGAAUUUGUGGAAAGGACUACGCUUCCACUUUCAAAGCCACGAGAGGUGUUCAAGCAAACGGUCAUGGACAAGUACGGCCGUAAUGAUAGAGGCAGGGCCUCUGGGGGAGGUGGAGGUGUAGGCUCACUAGGUCAUCCCGGACCUGGAGGAAGAGGAGGUGGUAACGGCGGUGGUGGGCUCGGAGAUGCUGGUGGCAAUGAAGGCGAUGUCCGGAAUGACCCUGGUCUGAUGUGUGUUGCUGUCCACUGGAUGGAGGCAGCGGAGCAAGGUGGUGAUGAACUGGCCAAGAGUUUCUUGCGCCAGAAUGAGUUUAUGGGGCUUGGCUAA
This is a messenger RNA of Clonostachys byssicola, 5388 nucleotides long. The record is from the annotation of a GenBank genome assembly. NCBI's taxonomy places the organism in Eukaryota, Fungi, Ascomycota, Sordariomycetes, Hypocreales, Bionectriaceae.